This is a messenger RNA of Xenopus tropicalis (tropical clawed frog), 2270 nucleotides long. RefSeq names its product RUNX family transcription factor 2 (gene runx2). Gene Ontology annotation, biological process: DNA-templated transcription; regulation of DNA-templated transcription; positive regulation of transcription by RNA polymerase II. The coding region runs from base 230 to 1474 and encodes 414 amino acids. Gene Ontology annotation, cellular component: cytoplasm; cytosol; transcription regulator complex. Gene Ontology annotation, molecular function: ATP binding; sequence-specific double-stranded DNA binding; DNA-binding transcription factor activity. NCBI's taxonomy places the organism in Eukaryota, Metazoa, Chordata, Amphibia, Anura, Pipidae. The record is from RefSeq and is a predicted model, not a curated record. The transcript has 7 exons.
UGGAUUGUGUGAAUGCUUCAUUCGCCUCACAAACAACCACAGAACCACAAGUGCGGUGCACGACUUUCUCCAGGAGGACAGCGCGGAGCCUUUGGUUUUUAAAUGGUUAAUCUCCGCAGGUCGCUACCAGCCGUCGAGACCGUCGCUGUCGUCUGAGGAAUAUUUAUUGCCGGGACAUACAAAAAAAAAAAAAAGCGGACGGGCGCCACUCGGCAGAGGAAGAAGGACGAUGGCGUCCAACAGUCUGUUCAGCUCGGUGACACCAUGUCAGCAAAACUUCUUUUGGGAUCCCAGCACCAGCCGGAGGUUCAGCCCGCCCUCCAACAGCCUCCAGCCCGGCAAGAUGAGCGACGUGAGCCCGGUGGGCGGCCCGCAGCAGCCCCAACAGUCCCAGCAGCCGCAGCAACAGGAGGGGGCGGCGGUCCCCCGGCUGCGGGCUCCCGAUAACCGGACCAUGGUGGAGAUCAUCGCGGAUCACCCGGCCGAGCUGGUGCGGACUGACAGCCCCAACUUCCUGUGCUCAGUGCUGCCCUCCCACUGGCGCUGCAACAAGACCCUGCCGGUGGCUUUCAAGGUGGUUGCCCUAGGAGAGGUGUCGGAUGGUUCUGUGGUCACGGUCAUGGCUGGCAAUGAUGAAAAUUAUUCAGCGGAACUCAGAAACGCCUCUGCGGUCAUGAAAAACCAAGUGGCAAGGUUUAACGAUCUGAGAUUUGUGGGCAGGAGUGGAAGAGGGAAGAGUUUCACGCUCACCAUAACCGUUUUCACAAACCCACCGCAAGUCGCCACCUAUCACAGAGCAAUAAAAGUGACCGUGGAUGGCCCAAGAGAACCAAGACACCCAAGGCAGACACAGUCAUCCCCUCCAUGGUCCUAUGACCAAUCAUAUCCAUCCUAUCUGAGCCAGAUGACAUCUCCAUCCAUCCAUUCCACAACGCCAUUGUCCUCCACCCGCGGUACAGGGCUUCCUGCUAUCUCCGACGUGCCCCGGCGCCUCUCAGGUGCUUCGGAACUGGGUCCAUUCUCCGAUCCGCGGCAGUUUACAAGUAUUUCAUCAUUAACAGAGAGUCGGUUUUCCAACCCACGAAUGCACUAUCCUGCCACAUUCACGUAUAGUCCUCCUGUCACCACAGGGAUGUCUUUAGGUAUGUCUGCAACCACUCACUAUCAUACCUACCUACCACCCCCUUAUCCAGGCUCCUCCCAGAAUCAAAGUGGACCAUUCCAAACCAGCAGCACUCCCUACCUUUACUACGGUACAUCAUCUGGAUCAUACCAGUUCCCCAUGGUUCCCGGGGGUGACAGAUCUCCAUCUCGGAUGCUACCACCCUGCACCACGUCCAACGGGGGCACAUUGCUUAACCCCAAUCUGGCCAAUCAGAAUGAUGGGGUGGAUGCAGACGGAAGCCACAGCAGCUCUCCUACUGUGUUAAACUCCACUGGUCGAAUGGAUGAAUCCGUAUGGAGGCCUUACUGAUGACAGAACAGCCAAUAGGAAGACAUUUUUCCACAGAACACAGAAGUGCCUUUUUUUUAAAUGAACUUUUUGGAUGUCACUAUUUUUAACUUUUAUAGGCUUUUAUAAAUAAAAAAAAUAAUGCAAGUAAACUGAUUUGGCAAAAUAUUUUUGCCACUAUGUUUCAAAUGAGAUGGUUACAAGCACACAUGGCCUUAAAACUCUUAUUUCUUGAUCAUUAUUUAUGUCCAACUGAACCAUUCCAAAGAGUUUUCAUCACCAAAAAUGGUUGUGGAAGCUUUAAAAAGACUUUUUUUUUCCCACGGGGGUGAGAGAAGAUUCCAUUCCCGAGCCGCAAUUUGCCAAUAAACGGGAAGCCCUGGAAUAUCUGACUGAUACGUGACAAUAACUGCACAAAACGCGCCCGGCGCUACCGCUCUUUUUGUUUUUCAGCCUUUAUGGGUAAUUCUGAUGGUACAGAACUUUUUUUUUUACAUUUUUGCUUCGAUGAUGCCAAAACCAAAAAAAAAAAAAAAAAAAAUGCAAUAAUAGUAAACAAAAAAAUGCCUAUGCAAUAAGAAAGUAGCAAUAUCCGCUUGUUGGUUUCUUCGGCUAUUUUUAUUUUUUUUUAAAUUAUCGGUAUGUAUAAAAUCUGAAGAUGUUCUUCUUUUGCUGAGGUGGAUCGACCUUUUUUUUUUAAGUUUUAAUUUAUAAUUAUUUAAAGAUAUUUUGGACCCUAAAGUGUUUCUUUAUGUUAUAAUGUGCUGACAGGUCCCUAAACAUGUAUAUUGUUAUUAUAAAUUGUCUUUUUAUAGUG